GUAACUCUAAAACGAUGAGCAAUGUCGACCUCUAUUUUGAUUUCGAGUGGAAGAAAUUUUGUGAGACAUUUCUGUCGGAAUCUUGCCAUUAGAAAGACUGGUGGUGCUCAGUGUUUGUACUCCCAGGUGAGCAAGACACAAAAUCAGGUGGAUGAUGGAGAGGUCAAGCUGAGUGACCGCUGUGUUAAGAAGCUGAAGAGCUUUGGUGAAGAUGACAGCUGUGUUCGUGUUGUUGUAGAAGGAGGUGGUUGUGCAGGAUUUCAGUAUAAGUUUGAACUGGACAAUGAAAUUGGGCCGGAGGACAGGGUAUUUGAGCGGGAAGGAGUGAAGGUCAUUGUGGACACAAAUUCUCUAGAAUUCAUCAAGGGCUCUACUAUAGACUACGACGAGGAGCUGAUUAGGUCAAGUUUCAGGGUGAUAAACAACCCCUUAGCAGAACAGGGUUGUGGCUGUGGGGCCUCGUUCUCUCUGAAGUAGAUCCCUACAGGGUCUCUUCAAAGACAAUGGAUAUUAUAUAAGCGAUAUCUGCUUCUUUAAGCAUAUUUAUGUUGUCACGGUUGGGUGAAUACUUGAUACAUGUAGAGAUGGAGAAAAGGGAAGUGAUAUGUCCUGCAUUUAUUUUUUAAACCAUAUUUGGAAUGCAUGAAACGCUUUUAAAAUCAAAGAGGUGUACAAAGGAGUUACAGCAACAAUCAAGCAUCAUGGUAAUGGCUCCUUUAAGCAAUUUACCCUACGGUUGGGGGACACAAAGUGUUGAAUAUUUGCAAAGAAGCACCAGGUUUUAGUUUCCAGAACUUUAUCAGGGGUGUCAGAUAGGACCCCUAUUGUUUUUGUACAAAUUAUUAUUUUUAUUCCAUAAAUUUGUGACCUUGCUACUGCCGGGACUGUUUAACAGAUUGACUUGAAAUUUUGCAGCAAAAUUUAACAGACUUAACAUGGUAAUUUCACAGUUUUGUACACUUUCGACUGUCAGGUUCCUACUUCACUGUCCAUAAAGCCACAGUAUGGUUAGAAAUAGAUAAGUUUUGAGGGCAAAUACGACAUGGACCCAGGCUGAAAUUGCUAGCAGUUCUAGUUAAUCGUAUUACUUGCACAUUAAAACAUGCUCCAUUUGGUUAUGGUUUGCAGUAAUUUAAGUCAUUUCAUAUUUUGAGUCUUUCACGUAUAUUCUUCAGUAUGGUUUGUUUCUACAGACCGAGACACACUAAAUUAAUAUAUUUCAGGGAAUCACGGAUAAAUCCGCUGGUAAUAUUUGCUACAUAAAGCUCUGACACGUUGGGCAUAUUUUUGGGAAACUUUUCAAAAUAUACCUGUAUGAAGGAAAAUGGCUGCUUGGUGUGUUCCCAAGGCUAGUAGUGUUCUGUAUUAUACUUCAGUGUAUUGUAAGGCUAAAUGUUAUGAUAUUUCCUACCCAGAUUACCACGGGAUGUUUAGCAGAUUUUCAAACAGGUAAUGUUUCAUUGUUCUAGGGUAAUUCAUCCAUGCAUAUGUUUAAGGUUAACAAGAAGUCAUUUUCCUACCUCAAUGUAGUGUUUAUUCUGUACAAUGACCCAGAAGUCUCUCACCAAUGUGAUCACUGUGAUCUAAAGUCCAGCUUAUGCGUCAGGUUUUCCCGGGUUUCUCCCACCAUAAUGCUGGCUGUCAUCGCAUAAGUGAAACAUUCUUGAAUAUGACGUAAAGCACCAAUCAGAUAUUAAAGUGAAUAAAUAUUAAUGAAGUAACUGAGGGGAUACAAUGAGCAUUGAAUGGGCAUAUUUAUUUUCAGUAAGAAUCUCAAACAGUUUUUUCCUAGACAUUUAUUAUAUUGACAUUUUUGUCUUGUGUUUUCUCCAGUGUUGUUAUCUUCUCGGUCAGGUAGCCAUUUUGAAAACAAACUAUUCCACUAGUUUGCACAGUGUUUCGCAAUCUGUGUGUAGAGCUAUUAAAAUGUCAACACAUUUUCCAAGAGAAAGUUUGUAUAUUGACUGGUUUUAAGUAUUAGUUUAGACAGCCAAAAACAGGUUUUCUCUGUAACAGUAUAUCCUUUGGCAAGUAGACAGGUAAAUUGUUAGGGUCGUGAUGAAUGGACAUGUAUGUUGCAUUUUGGCUUUAGUGAGAAACAGGCAUGGUCGUCCUUACUUAAGAGCAUUUUCGUGCAAUCAUUUGAGACCUGUGAAUAAUAGUAUGCUAACAUUUGUACACAC
Molecule: messenger RNA, 2183 nt
Organism: Liolophura sinensis
Lineage: Eukaryota; Metazoa; Mollusca; Polyplacophora; Chitonida; Chitonidae
Product: iron-sulfur cluster assembly 2 homolog, mitochondrial-like
Exons: 4
Coding region: 22-477 (151 amino acids)
Biological process (GO): iron-sulfur cluster assembly
Cellular component (GO): mitochondrion
Molecular function (GO): 2 iron, 2 sulfur cluster binding; 4 iron, 4 sulfur cluster binding; iron ion binding
Source: RefSeq, a predicted model, not a curated record